Messenger RNA from Ectocarpus siliculosus, 1825 nucleotides. The record is from the annotation of a GenBank genome assembly. NCBI's taxonomy places the organism in Eukaryota, Phaeophyceae, Ectocarpales, Ectocarpaceae.
CAUCGUCACGAGUUUGUGCGCUAUAUCUUGGGGUUGAGGAUUUUGGGUGUGGUGUUGAUAUGUCGACCCCUCUACCGUCGACGCUGGAAGGUCUCCUGCUAGAGGGCCAGAGGCUAUACACGAAGGUGAGCAAUGCUGACUUCGAUGGCGAUGAAGACAGGGACUACACCACAGCCAGGGCUAAGGCUGCUCUCGAAUCUCUUCAGAUGGGCGUGGCACGCGAAGGGGUAUUUUCUGCAAACGAAGAAGUGGGAGAGAUUGCGACGCCGGUUUUGCCGCUGUUGGCGACAGACUUUUAUUUGGGCUCGUUGAUGAUCAAGUUACCCUUCACAAACCCGCAAAUUCGCCUCAAGGUGUUGGAACAAGCGGAAGCUCUCCUGUUCAAGUAUCUCGAUACCUGCGAGCGCCUGCAAUUGUUCGACGCAGCUGACCUUCAGGCGUGGCAGGCCAUGCUCAAGGAAGCAGAACGUUCAACGUCUGGCGACCGGCAAGCAAUCACGCGAGAGCAGAAAAUAGAGAGGUUCAGGAGACAACAGAGAACCCAGCAGAAGAUGAAAGAGAUUGAAGAACUUCUACGUACGGAGGGCAAGGACUGCGAAGACGAGGGCGAAGGUGACGGCAUGAAGCGAGAAAGGUCGCUCCUGCUAUUGGCUGGUCUAGCUUCUGAGGCUCUAGACGGGGUGUCCGGUAUGAGCAAGGAAACGGAAAUGCUGAAGCACCUCGUGAAAGCCAGGGAACAGGAAGGGGCGGGGCCUGAUGGGCAACAUGCGCGCGCACGUCGAGACGAGGACGAUUCCAUUCGUAGCAACGGUUUAGAGGUCACACACAUUUCACGCGUUGGAGGAAACCUGCAGAUUCGCAAAGAAGAUGUACGUGCUAACGUCUUCAAGCCAACGGUUGCGCUUCCUACUAUGACCGUGGAAGAGUUCGGAGAAAUAGAGCUGGAGCGCGCGACAGAACGCACCCAACAGGAGGCGGCGGCCCAGAAGGAUUCGUCUUCGACGCGGCGAAGAUACGACCAACUGGAGAUGGACGGAGAUGAGGAUGACGAGGAUCUUGUCGAGCAAGCGGCGUAUCACGACCGCGCGUGGGAUGACUGGAAAGCCGAGAAUCCCAGAGGGGCAGGGAAUAAAGCGAACAAAAUAAUUUGACUCGCAAGGCCCUACCCUGCAUCGGAUGUGCACCAGACUGUGUACAACCCCGUGUUCCCGAAGAACCUUCGUAGAAUUGAGUAGGACGGGCUCAAAAGGGCUGCCGUACCGCACCAAAACGUGGCGCUGUAAGCGAAUCCUAUUUUACAGUGAACCUACCUAUUUAGAGAUCGCCAAUGGUGCGCGUUGUAUUCACUGCGCUGUGUAUAUGUACAGUUUGUCGUGGCCAGCAACAGCGAUAAUGUCUUCCUUGGGAUGCCAGGACAUGUGAAGGAUCUUCUUGUCGUAAUCUAUCUCUCCAACAGGAUUCCGCGCCAAUCGUCGCUUCGCUUUCUUGCCGCCGGCCUUUUUGGACGGGUCUUUACAAACCUGUUCGUGAGACGCAUGGGCAUGGCGUGACAAAUACGAAGUCGCCCUGGUUGUCAGUUGUGCCUCGAAUAGCUCAUAUAAAACGCAGUUGCUAGAAGUGAAACGAGGUUCUGGUUACGGACACACUAGGCGUUUUUUGGCAUGUCACCGAUGGGUCAGUGUUUCUUACUUCGAAGUACACUGUGGGCCACAAUUUGGAGUACAUGGUACAUAGCAUACAAACGCGGUUUGAAUGUUUUUCCAGUUGGGCCUCACCAAUGGGCAGGUGCGUUGCUGUAGAGAGAACCUCCCAAGCUGUGCUCUAC